GGCUUUCAAUGUAGUGAGUGACGAAAGCAGAAUAGGACUAAUUUAAGAACUUGACGAAAAACUAAUGGGACGACCCAAGACGAUACCAAAAUUUCAGCUCAAUCGGGAAGUGGGUCAAAUAUAGCUUCCAAGAUUUGACCUACACUAGCAUACUAACAGGGCAAGUUAAAACAAAAACUUGAUAAUUUUUUUUUUAAUGUCCGUUUAUUUCAGUCUUUUCUUCGGGAUUUACUGCGGGCCGUCCAGUUUCUUAUAUCUAGUGAGGUAAGACGCUGCAGCUGCACCACGGCUGGAACAAACAAUAGAUUUCAUUAACCUUUUGGACGCCAAUGACAGCUAUAUCCGCACCGCAGGUUCAACGCCAAAGACUAAUUAAUCGGCCACAGACCACAGAGCAACAUAGACCUACGUGCAUAUGCAUAAAGUUCAAUUUCAGUUUUGACACUUGGUGACGUGGCGUCCGCGUGACAGCUUUUGUGUUUGACACGGCGUCGAAAAGGUUAAGCCUGGCCGCACGUUCGGAAUUUUCAUUCGGUGUCCGUACGGAAUGACAGGCAGGAACGGGACGUCGCUCUACAAAUUCAUAGCUGAAUAUCCGCAUCUAUAACUCGUCCCCUAUCAGGGCUAUAACCGCGGAAAUCAAAGUUCCCAAAUUGCGAGCAUAUUUCUCUCACUCUAAUUAUACCUUCAUUGGACUAAAAGAGAAAGAUCCCAGCAAUUUGCGAAUUUCAGUUUUCCCUCAGUCCCUCUGGACUCAGGAGACGCAUAUUACAGAUGCGUUUUGUUAGAGAGUGAGUCUUCUGUACUUAGUAGUAUUAUUUAUUCUGUGGUCAUGUGCCCUUCCGACAGGCGUGGCUCACUCCGCGAUUUCGUCGCUUUGCUAGUUAGCUAAAAGUACAUCCGUUCCAACCCAAUUUUGGGGAAAGUCAUAAGCUGCGCGUGGCGCUAUCGCCACCUAGCGGCCAUAUCUGUGUUGAUCGUAACAGACGCGUUUUGUUAGAGAGUGAGUCGUCUGUACCUAGUACUAUUAUUUAUUCUAUGCUUCCGAUCCAAGGAAAGAAAUCAAUCUGAUAUAUACUGCGUCAAGCAGAUCUUGUCAGUAGAAAAAGGCGGCAAAUUUGAAAAACGUAGGCGCGAAAGGAUAUAGUCCCAUAGAAAAUUUGAAUUUCGCGCCUUUUUCUACUGACAAGAUUUGCUUGACCAUCUAUAGGUACUUAUUUUCCAAGACGUGUGUUUCUGAUCUCUACACCUGCAAAGUCUGUCUGUCCGUCGUCUGUCAGCCGCAUAGAAUUGCGGAUUCUAGGUCUAUGGUCAGCCCCUUUGCAAAAUAUCAAAUCGGGUAGUGUGCACACCAUUACUUGAUUUGAUCAGACAAUUUAAUCAGAUUGGGGAAAAAUUGUUCCCGUCUAGAUUGUCCUUAAUAAAAAAAACUUGAAGUUUGACAGCUUUGACAUUGACACUGACAGUUUGUAUUUGUAUGCAACGUAUGAUGAACGUAUGCAAUUUUGUCAAUGUAAUAUUUUCUGUAAUUUCUCCACCAUUCAAUUACUUUUUCGGUACAGUCACCAGCAAUAUUUUUACAAAUAAAGCUCGCCAUGGACUACCACAAUAGUUCCCGCAAGUGUGUUAAAUGCGGAACAUCACGUAAUCAAGACAAUACAAUCACUACACACCGAUUCCCUCUCCCGGGAACAAAUAAUAUUUUAAGGGCAAUGGUGUGGGCUACAUAUUGCUGGCCGGAUGAAGACUGGUCUAGCAUAAAGACUCUGACGGCACUCUAUUAUAAGCACAGAGUGCUCUGUAGCAAACAUUUUCGAGAUGAUAUGUAUAUUGACAAUGCCAAGAAACGCCUCUCCAAACAUGCAGUACCGGGAACGAAGGAAUAUGUAGCCAAUAUAUUGCAGUCAUUGAAGGCCAAAAUAUCAGUAGAUUCAGUAGUACAACAGGUCAAGUUGUCACUUCAACAUCCUGCAGCUGGGAGUACGACCAAUCUCCGCUAUUGCAAUUAGUCAACGAGACAAUUCUAACA
Messenger RNA from Cydia fagiglandana, 2029 nucleotides. RefSeq lists its product as uncharacterized. The transcript is spliced from 5 exons. The coding region runs from base 1596 to 2009 and encodes 137 amino acids. NCBI's taxonomy places the organism in Eukaryota, Metazoa, Arthropoda, Insecta, Lepidoptera, Tortricidae. The record is from RefSeq and is a predicted model, not a curated record.